UUAGUGCUGACAGAGCAGGGUGAUGAAACUAAAAAGAUGAGGCAAACAUGUAAUAGUGAUGGUGGAGUGGGUUCCACUGAAAAUGUUCAAGCCCGGGGAAUAACUCUUCUCUCUAUUUUCGUCGACACUCCAACUGCCGAACCGAAUCCUGAAACCAAGCUAUUGGCUGACUUCAAGACAGACACUCAUCUCAGCAAAGUGUACUUGGCGGGAAGAGAGUAUCUCAACAAGGAAGGUCAGACCUCUGUGAGCCCGCUCAUUGGGAAAAUAAUGCAACAGAUCUGCACAGACCCCACUCUCUGUCCAGAGUAUCCAUCAUCCUUUGGCCUUCCAGAAUUCACCAGGAGAGCAACAGAAUUGGUUUUGGGCAGGGACUGCCAUGCCAUCGUGGAGAACAGGGUGUUGGGUGUGCAGACUGUGGGCUGUACUGGGGCUGUCCGUCUGGGGGCUGAGCUCUUGAAGCACUGGUACAAUGUGAGCGGUGUCUGGUGUGGGCCAGUCUAUCUCUCCUCCCCCUGUGAUGACUCCUUGGCUGGUAUCUUUGAGGCAGCAGGGAUCCAGGAUGUCCGUCGGUAUCGGUAUUGGGAUACAGAGCAGAGGGGUGUGGGUGUGCAAAAAAUGAUGGAGGAUCUGGAGAUGGCCCCAGAGCAGAGUGUCAUUGUUCUGUCUGCUUCUGCUCACUGCCCUACUGGUUCAGACCUCUCCCAGAAGCACUGGAGACACCUCACACAGCUUAUGGUGAGGUGUAGGUUUUUCCCUUUCUUCCUGCUGCCUGCACAGGGCCUAUGCCAUGGGGAUUUUCAACAAGACGCCUGGCCAGUACGUCUGUGUGCCUCUCUGGGGAUGGAGCUUCUGUGUGCCCAGUCCUUCUCCCACAGCUUUGGGCUUUACGGCGAGCGAGUUGGACACCUCUUAUGUGUCCUAAAGCAGAGCUCCACACUGCUAGCUGUUCAGUCCCAGGCCGAGAAGCAGGUCAGGGCUUUGUGGUCCCGGCCAUCUGUCAGAGGAGCUCGUGUGGUUGCCACGGUGCUCAGUAACCCUGCCCACCAUGUGGAGUGGCAGGAAGGAGUGAAGAGUAUGGUGGAGAGGGGCAUACUGGUCAGAGAGAGGUUGAGAGAGAAGCUAAGGCUUCUUGGAUGUCCUGGCAGCUGGGAUCACCUGAUCCAGCAAGGUGGACUGUACUGUUGCACUGGGCUGAAUGUCCAACAAGUGGAAUUCCUGGAAAAGAGGAGACAUAUCUACCUGCAUCCCAAUGGCUGUCUGAAUGUGAGUGCUAUCAACAGCUGUAACCUAGACUAUAUAGCUGAGUCCAUCCACCUGGCAUUGACCUCUGUCUUCUGAUGUCAAUUACAAUACCUGGGGACUCAUUUAUAAAACGGACUUAUGAUCAAUUUUGAUCUUAAGUAUGACUUACGCAGAAAACCACGUAUAAGUAGUUAUUUAUAAAACCUUACUUUGACGUGGAAAUUAUCUACUCUAUGUAGGUGAUUUUCCUGCUGGUUAUGUAGGGCUAUUCUUUUUUUCCCCUUGCAGUUUAAGGUCAGACACUUUCUUUUUCACAUCAGCCACAGUUCUGUCUUGCUGCCCCACCUGGUUCACUGCAGCGGCAACACACUCCCAAGCUAGCUGUUUGGCUUUGUCAACCCACCGAAUAAUACGUGUUUCCUGUCUUCGAUCUCCUCUACCAUCGCUGUGAUCUCGUCUUUCAAAAGGUUUGCUUUUCUAUUUUGGUCCAUGGCUAUUCCUGACUAAACCCUCAUUUGGGCUAGCAUUCUAUAAGGGGAAAUCGUUGAUUGUAAGGCACGUUCAGGUGCCGUCAAUUUUUAGUUAAUUUUAGAUUUAUAGAUCACAGGUGCGUACGUUACAAAAUGGGAUUCUUAGAACCUGUGUAAGCAAGGUUUUUUAUGCCCAUGUUAAACAGAGAUCCUGUCCAUCGCCGAUCGAGGAGGGGAAAGCAGCAGCGUAGCACUGAGCAGCAUCUACGUAGGCAGAAGAGUGAGCAGCAUCUACGUAGGCAGAAGAGUGAGCAGCAUCUAUGUAGGCAGAAGAGUG
This is a messenger RNA of Oncorhynchus nerka (sockeye salmon), 2052 nucleotides long. It is a transcript of the gene got1l1, whose product is annotated as glutamic-oxaloacetic transaminase 1 like 1. The coding region runs from base 37 to 1341 and encodes 434 amino acids. Gene Ontology annotation, biological process: L-aspartate biosynthetic process. Gene Ontology annotation, cellular component: cytosol. NCBI's taxonomy places the organism in Eukaryota, Metazoa, Chordata, Actinopteri, Salmoniformes, Salmonidae. Gene Ontology annotation, molecular function: pyridoxal phosphate binding; L-aspartate:2-oxoglutarate transaminase activity. The transcript is spliced from 8 exons. The record is from RefSeq and is a predicted model, not a curated record.